UGGUAGUGCUACUAGUGCUACUGGAAGUGGUAGUGCUACUAGUGCUACUGGAAGUGGUAGUGCUACUAGUGCUACUGGAAGUGGUAGUGCUACUAGUGCUACUGGAAGUGGUAGUGCUACUAGUGCUACUGGAAGUGGUAGUGCUACUAGUGCUACUGGAAGUGGUAGUGCUACUGCUGCUGCUACUGGAACCGCUGGUAGUAGUGGCAGUGGAAGUGGUGGUGCUUGUUGUCAUGAAUGUAGCGGGAGCAGCAGCGGUGGUUACGAUGGCACUGUUCGUUUGGUUUGCUUGUGA
Messenger RNA from Adineta ricciae, 295 nucleotides. Lineage: Eukaryota; Metazoa; Rotifera; Eurotatoria; Adinetida; Adinetidae. The record is from the annotation of a GenBank genome assembly.